GUUAUAGCGUACGCCCGGACAACAGAGGUACCACUCCGAGGGGAGAUGCCUUUUCUUUUGGUUCUUUCGCAUUUAAAAUGAACUACGUGAUUACGUGCUGGCACUCAAAUGGUCGCGCACGCAUCUAUAUCGCCAUUUUAGCCCAGCUCGUGGCCCGGACGAGCUGUGAUAACGGGAUGAAUCCCCCCGCCGCGUUUCAUCGGUAAGCAAACGAAAUAAGCUUGACUUUGCAUUGCAAACCCGUUAAAUAUUACGAACGGCAUCCGCUGCCUCGCAUCCGAAUGAAACCCUGCGCAUUGCGGUGCGGUUUGUUUUCAUUUCGUCUAGUGUUUUGGAGCGUCGGGCAUUCCCUCCUCUCCCACGCACCACCUAAUCGAUAAUCGAUUGCAUGGGCUUGGGGCAGAUGUCACGCUUCUCUCUAUGCCAUCGUCGGCGCGUGUGAUUCUCCGCAGCUGUGUUUAGGACAUCCCCGAUUCGCCUGUGUCAUAAAUGAAAAACAAACCCUACCCUCUAAAAUUCACACCACCAUGGGAGAAGAAUGCUGGCUUUGGAAGGAAACACAAGCCUUGCGCGAGGAGCCACACCAAAAUAAUAGCCAACCCAGGGAUUGUGAUGAAAGUGCUACGGCGGAAGAAGAUCAUCAUGUUUCUGGCCUAUUUUCUGCUGGUGGCUUUGACCAUGCUGAACCUGGCUAACUACAAAUGGACCAAAGAGCCUCAGCAGUGCAGUCAGCCAAUGCAGGGAGUGAACUUCCAAAGCAGAUCAGACAUCCGCUAUCUUUAUAAAGCCCCGCAGGUCAAGAAAAGGCAGCUGGUGUAUGUGUUGACCACUUGGAGGUCUGGCUCAUCCUUUUUCGGGGAGCUCUUCAACCAAAACCCUGAUGUGUUUUUCUUGUAUGAGCCUAUGUGGCACAUUUGGCAAAAGCUAUACCCGGGGGACGCUGUCUCCCUACAAGGAGCAGCCCGGGACAUGCUAAGCUCCCUUUACAGGUGUGACUUCUCAGUUUUUCAGCUGUACAACAGCCCUGGAGGGAAGAACAUAACCUCUUUGGGACUUUUCGGGGCCGCCAUCAAUAAAGUCAUCUGCUCCUACCCAUUCUGCUCAUCCUACAGGAAGGAUGUGGUGGGAAUGGUGGAUGAGAAGAUCUGCAGAAAGUGUCCUCCGCAGAGUCUUCAGAUGUUAGAGGAGGAGUGCUUAAAAUACAACACCAUCGUGAUAAAGGGAGUGCGCAUUCUGGACGUCAACAUUCUAGCGCCUCUGAUGGAGGACCCCUCGCUCAAUCUGAAAGUCGUCCACUUGGUCCGAGAUCCACGGGCGGUGGCUAACUCCAGGAUUAAAUCAAGACAUGGACUCAUUCGGGAGAAUCUGCAAGUGGUGCGCAGCAGAGACCCCAAGCUUCGUCGCGUGCCAUUCGUGGACCCCAACCACAAGAUGAACAAAAAAGACGGUUCAGAUUACCACUCCAUCGGAGCCAUGGAGGUGAUCUGCGAACAAAUGUCCAAAACGCUGAAAACUGCUCUUCACCCGCCCAGCUGGUUCAAAGGCAAAUACAUGACGGUGCGCUACGAGGACCUGGUGGAGAACCCAGUCAGAUCUGUUAGGAAUGUUUAUCGAUUUGUGAAUCUUUCAGCCAAUCACGACAUUGAGAUCUUUGCCAUGAACAUGACAACAGGACCCAGUGCCUCCACCAAACCAUUCAUCGUGUCCUCCAGGAACGCCACGCAGGCGGCUAACGCCUGGAGAACUGUGCUCAACUAUCAACAGAUCAGACAGGUGGAAGAAUACUGUCAGCAUUCCAUGUCUCUGCUGGGAUAUCUACGAGUUCGCACGGCCGGCGAGGCCAAGGAUUUGAGCAGGCCAUUAUUGACAGUGCCCAAAAUAUAAAUCACUGCCAAAGACGUUUGAUGUAUUUUAUUUUUUUUUUGCAUUUGAUCACAGCCUGAUACUCGUCCUGUACAAACUGUUAUUUAUGUUAUGCUUAAUGGCUCAGUGGAAUGUAUCUGUUUGCAUCAUACCGUGCACAGCCACGUACUGUAUGUUCGGGACCAGAAUGUCAUCUGUGCAUCACCACAUGUUUGACCAAAUAAGAGAGAAAAGGAAAAAAAAAGAAAGUACUUUUGUGUACGAAGUGUUAUUGCUCAUUAAAGCUAUGCCAAUAUA
Messenger RNA from Danio rerio (zebrafish), 2160 nucleotides. It is a transcript of the gene chst2a, whose product is annotated as carbohydrate (N-acetylglucosamine-6-O) sulfotransferase 2a. Lineage: Eukaryota; Metazoa; Chordata; Actinopteri; Cypriniformes; Danionidae. The record is from RefSeq and is marked provisional. Gene Ontology annotation, cellular component: Golgi apparatus; Golgi membrane. Gene Ontology annotation, biological process: carbohydrate metabolic process. Gene Ontology annotation, molecular function: sulfotransferase activity.